GAUCAACAUCUCCUUGAAGUUGUUUCAUAAGAAUAAGAGCUAUAAAAGAGGAUAAAACCAAAAUUUGAAUUUUUUUCUUCUAUCUCUCUCCCCAAGAUAUAUAGCACAAGAAAAUGAAGAUACCAUCAAUUGGCUAUGUCUUUUUCCUUAUCUUCAUCUCUAUUACAAUUGUUUCGAGUUCACCAGAUCAUGGAGAAGUUGAGGACGAAACGCAGUUUAACUACGAGAAGAAAGGAGAGAAGGGGCCAGAGAACUGGGGAAGACUAAAGCCAGAGUGGGCAAUGUGUGGAAAAGGCAACAUGCAGUCUCCGAUUGAUCUUACGGACAAAAGAGUCUUGAUUGAUCAUAAUCUUGGAUACCUUCGUAGCCAGUAUUUACCUUCAAAUGCCACCAUUAAGAACAGAGGCCAUGAUAUCAUGAUGAAAUUUGAAGGAGGAAAUGCAGGUUUAGGUAUCACUAUUAAUGGUACUGAAUAUAAACUUCAACAGAUUCAUUGGCACUCUCCUUCCGAACACACACUCAAUGGCAAAAGGUUUGUUCUUGAGGAACACAUGGUUCAUCAGAGCAAAGAUGGACGCAACGCUGUUGUCGCUUUCUUUUACAAAUUGGGAAAACCUGACUAUUUUCUCCUCACGUUGGAAAGAUACUUGAAGAGGAUAACUGAUACACACGAAUCCCAGGAAUUUGUCGAGAUGGUUCAUCCUAGAACAUUCGGUUUUGAAUCAAAACACUAUUAUAGAUUUAUCGGAUCACUUACAACUCCACCGUGUUCUGAAAAUGUGAUUUGGACGAUUUCCAAAGAGAUGAGGACUGUGACAUUAAAACAAUUGAUCAUGCUUCGAGUGACUGUACACGAUCAAUCUAACUCAAAUGCUAGACCGCUUCAGCGUAAAAAUGAGCGUCCGGUGGCACUUUACAUACCAACAUGGCAUAGUAAACUAUAUUAAAUAUUUAAGUUUGGUUUAUAUUCUUUCUAGUAAUCUUUGAAAUAUUGUAAGAGAUAAUGCUUCUAAUAAAUAACAUUGGAUUUAUUGGAAUUAAUGUAUUGAAAAAACUAUGCAAAUACUACAGUGUAUUUUGGAACGACC
Molecule: messenger RNA, 1088 nt
Organism: Arabidopsis thaliana (thale cress)
Lineage: Eukaryota; Viridiplantae; Streptophyta; Magnoliopsida; Brassicales; Brassicaceae
Gene: ACA5
Product: alpha carbonic anhydrase 5
Exons: 7
Coding region: 114-947 (277 amino acids)
Cellular component (GO): chloroplast stroma
Molecular function (GO): zinc ion binding; carbonate dehydratase activity
Source: RefSeq, marked reviewed